GAGGCGGUCUCAUCAGUCCUGUUAGCCCGCCUCGCUCAGCCUCUCCUCAAAUAACCUCCACCCUCGCGCAUGCUCACCAGGGCGAGGUCGAUUCGCCGCUACCGGAGAGCCGUCAUCUUGGUAAAGGUAUUGGGACGUAGAUUUCCUGUUCUCGCGGGAGCUAAAGGCGGGAGUGCCACGUCCGAGCAAACCGGGAAAGCAGAGGAUCCCGGAGCCGGUGAGAAUUCCCUGCUUUUUCACUACCGUUCUCUCCGGGCCUUUUUCCCCCGCCUAGUGGGUCAUAGAGACGAAGGCCCAGAGCGUCCAUAAUGUGGCGAAUCAAAGCCUAGAGCGGCGUCUUAGGGACCCUACAUCCGGGAGGGGGUUCGGGAUAAAGAGAACGAGUCGUGGGAACAGUGUGGGUGCGGACAGAAUGGAAUGGAGUGGUCCUUAGACGUGGACGCAGGGUCUGAGCGGAGUAAAGUGGAUCCCGCGUAGGUCAAGAGUUGAGAGUCAAGUGAAGUCACUGCCUCUGUCCCUCUGGUCAGCAUGAUGGCCAGAGGCCUGGGGGCCCCCCCCUGGGUGGUCGUGGGACUGCUGACCUGGGCGGCCUUGGGGCUGCUGGUGGCCGGACACGACCUGCACGACGACCUGCACGAGGACUUCCAUGGGCACAGCCACAGGCAUUCACAUGAGGAUUUCCACCACGGACACAGCCAUGCCCAUGGCCAUGGUCACACUCAGGAGAGCAUCUGGCAUGGGCAUACCCACGGUCACGACCAUGGACAUUCACAUGAGGAUUUGCACCGUGGCCAUAGCCAUGGCCACUCCCAUGAGAGCCUCUACCACAGAGGACAUGGACAUGACCAUGAGCAUAGCCAUGGAGGCUAUGGGGAGUCUGGGGCUCCAGGCAUCAAGCAGGACCUGGACACUGUCACUCUCUGGGCCUAUGCACUUGGGGCCACAGUGCUGAUCUCUGCAGCUCCAUUUUUUGUCCUCUUCCUUAUUCCCGUGGAGUCAAACUCCCCCCGGCAUCGCUCUCUACUCCAGAUCUUGCUUAGUUUUGCUUCAGGGGGGCUUCUGGGAGAUGCCUUUCUGCACCUCAUCCCUCAUGCCUUAGAGCCACAUUCUCACCACCCUGUGGAGCAGCCAGGACAUGGACACUCCCACAGUGGCCAGGGCCCCAUUCUCUCCGUGGGGCUGUGGGUCCUCAGUGGAAUUGUUGCCUUUCUUGUGGUGGAGAAAUUCGUAAGACAUGUGAAAGGAGGACAUGGACAUGGACAUGCCCAUGGUCACACACAUGGAAGUCAUGGACAUGGAAGACAGGAGCGUCCUUCAAAGGAGAAGCAGAACUCAGAGGAAAAAGAAAAGGACACAGCGGGGGUACGGAAGAGGAAAGAAGGGAGUACAGGGCCCAAAGAUGGCCCAGUGAGGCUGCAGAACCCUGAAGAGGAAAUAGCAGGCUCAGACCUGCGUGUGUCCGGGUACCUGAAUCUGGCUGCUGACUUGGCACACAACUUCACGGAUGGUCUGGCAAUUGGUGCUUCAUUUCGAGGAGGCCGGGGGCUGGGAAUCCUGACCACAAUGACUGUUCUCCUACAUGAAGUGCCCCAUGAAGUUGGGGACUUUGCCAUCUUGGUCCAGUCUGGCUGCAGCAAAAAGCAGGCAAUGCGACUACAGCUGGUGACGGCAAUAGGGGCACUGGCAGGCACAGCCUGUGCCCUUCUAACCGAAGGAGGGGCAGUGGGCAGUGAAGUCUCAGGCGGUACAGGUCCUGGCUGGGUGCUGCCAUUCACUGCAGGUGGUUUCAUCUAUGUGGCAACUGUGUCUGUGUUGCCUGAGCUGUUGAGGGAGGCAUCGCCACUGCAGUCACUUCUGGAGGUGCUGGGGCUGCUAGGGGGAGUUGUCAUGAUGGUGUUGAUUGCCCACCUCGAGUAAGAGGUGGGAUAAAUCAUCGUCAUCCCUGCCUCAAGCCCCUAACUCCACACUCCAGAUUAGUGGUCUGUGAAGGCUGGGGGCCCUGGCCAGGGACAUCUGCCAAAGGAAGGAGUUGUAGCAUAGGGGAGUGGUGACUUUGGCACUAGGACCAUCAAGGUUUGGCAGCCUUACAGGGGCUAUAGAGGGGAGAAAGAGAGGCCAGAGGGACCAUAGUGUUGGGCACCAGCUGACUAUGUUGUUGGGAUUGUGGGGCUAAAUGGGGCUAUCAAGAAGGCUGGAAGGGAGUAGGAUAAUGGCAGCCUACCCAGUGUCCCCUACCCCAUCAGUUCUCAGAGGACCAAGCUGCCACACACAGCCUUCUCCAAGGGCCACCUCCCUGUCUCCCACCUGUUGGUGGAGGCUACAGAGAAGACUGGAGCCUUGGACAGAGGAGGUAGCAGAAGCCAGAGAUAAACAUCAAGCAUCAAUCGUGUGCCCCGAUUCGGGAGUGAUUGGGGGGGGGGGAGAGUUAGUUGUUAAUCUCAUGGCCUGAUCUUUUUGUUUCUAUUUUUUUAUAUCACUGUGUUGGAAUUGAGGGGGAGGGUGGUGACCUGAAAUAAAGUCCUCGGAUAUUCCGCCCCCA
Messenger RNA from Loxodonta africana (African savanna elephant), 2539 nucleotides. RefSeq names its product solute carrier family 39 member 7 (gene SLC39A7). Gene Ontology annotation, molecular function: zinc ion transmembrane transporter activity. The transcript is spliced from 7 exons. The coding region runs from base 529 to 1917 and encodes 462 amino acids. Gene Ontology annotation, biological process: zinc ion transmembrane transport; intracellular zinc ion homeostasis. Gene Ontology annotation, cellular component: membrane. Lineage: Eukaryota; Metazoa; Chordata; Mammalia; Proboscidea; Elephantidae. The record is from RefSeq and is a predicted model, not a curated record.